AUGCCUCUUCGUAGUGUACCGCUCCUCCUCUUCAUCAUCCCGCUCUGCACCGCUGCCCAAUCCCCGGUGGUAUGUCUGGGUGACGCUCCGACACCUUCCGGCUGCAUCCGCGGCGUCGAACGCGGCACCUGGGGCAACACCAGCUACGAGCUGUUCAUGGGCGUACCGUUUGCGCGACCUCCGGUUGGGGAGUUACGGUUCGCGAAACCUGUUCCGCCGGAACCGUGGGCGGGAGUGUACGACGGGACGCAACCGCGGGAACCGUGCAUUCAAGUGAGUAACUUUGUGCCGAUUGCGCCGGUUAUCGGGUCGGAAGAUUGUCUGUACCUGAACGUGUAUAGGGUGAAAGGGGUUCGGGGGUUGCUGCCGGUGAUGGUGUUUCUUCACGCUGGUGGGUUCGAUUCGGGGACGGCGUCCCCGUUGACGUACGGGCCGGAGAAGAUCAUGGACGCGGGGAGGAAGGUUGUGCUGGUUACGGUGCAGUACAGGUUGGGAGUGUUUGGGUUUAUGUCGACGGGGGAUUCGGAAUCUCCGGGGAAUUACGGGCUGAAGGAUCAAGCUAUGGCGUUGCGAUGGGUUAGGAAAAACAUCGCCAGGUUUGGCGGUGAUCCGGACCGGAUAACGCUGGUUGGGAAUAGUGCUGGAGCGGCGUCGGCGCAGCUUCAUAUGAUGUCCCCGUUGAGUCGGGGUCAGUUUUCUCGGGUGAUCCUGAUGAGUGGUAGUGCGUUGGCGUACUGGGCCCUUCCGGAUCAGGAUCCGCUGUAUAACGCUAGGCUGCAGGUCGGUGCCCUUGGGAUAUCCCCCGUUGAUACGAUGACCAGUGCUGAAGUGGUGAGGGUUCUACGAAGUGCCUCGGCGGAGUACCUCGUCGAGAGUAUUUGGGAACUCAAGAGGACUCUGGGGAUCGAGAAUUCUGUAGUCGUGUUCCGACCGGUUAUCGAGCAGUACGUCGCAGGGGAGAGUUUUCUGAGUGAUGAUCCGAGGGCCAUGUGGGAAGAAGGUAACUACCAGCAGGUUCCGAUGAUGUUCGGACAGGUACAGAACGAGGGGAUCGUGUUCGCCGGAGAAGCGUUCCGGUUCAUGGAAGAUCCCGAUCUUUGGGCGCAGUUCACGGCUGCGUCGUCGUAUCUGAUUCCGAGAUUGCUUGGGUUGGACAGUUCCAAGGCAGCUCCUCUAAGAGAUCGCUUCUUCGGAAGUUCCACCCGAUCGGAGUGGUUCACUCCGGAGACGAUCAAUCGACUGGCUGAUAUGAUCGGGGAAGCUGGAUUUGUGUAUCCGACUCUUCGGACUAUCCGAACCCAUCUACGUACGGCAAAUACCAGCAUCGCACCAGUCUCCAUGUACCAGUUCAACUUCCGAGGACCAUUUUCGAUGUCGUACUACUAUCUGAACUACAACCGGAAGAAUGUUGGCGUUAGCCACGCCGAUGACGCUUUCCUGUACUUGUUCAGCGCACCAAUUCUGUUUCCGGAAGUUCGUCCAGGAUCACCAACCUGGAUCGUUUCGCAGAGAUUCGUGAACCUAAUUACGGAUUUCGUCCAUGGAAUAUCAACCCCAACCUGCCAAACCUUGACCAAAUGCACCAAGAUAAUCUUCUCAAACUCCGCCACCCCCGAACAUCCCUUCACCAUCGCAAUUACCAACGCACCCCAGCCCGAACUAAUGACAUUUUUGGACUCCAUGUACCACGUCCAAUAAAGUUGCGAUUCCCUGCGAACCAAAUUGUAUUACUUGCAUUCCCCCUUUCCAACAUCUCAACCUUGUACAAGUUGGUGACCUUCGACCGUGGUGCACGUGUUGCUGCUGAACCUUCCGCCGGAAGCUGCAGGAAAUGUCAACCCCAAGCAAGGUGGAAGUGGUGUACCUUUUGCCUGCUGUCUCGGAAGCACAAGCAGUUUUUGCAUUGUAGGAGGACGACCCACCCACGCGCAAAUUUCCAG
This is a messenger RNA of Culex pipiens pallens (northern house mosquito), 1940 nucleotides long. Its product is annotated as juvenile hormone esterase-like. The transcript is spliced from 3 exons. Lineage: Eukaryota; Metazoa; Arthropoda; Insecta; Diptera; Culicidae. The coding region runs from base 1 to 1698 and encodes 565 amino acids. The record is from RefSeq and is a predicted model, not a curated record.